AUGCAGUCCACGCCCCCGAACUCAGGUAGUGUGAACGGUGAGCUGCUAGACGAGAAGAACCAGCCCGAGCAGGCUCAGACGGCAGCGCAGAAGCGCCAGAAGUCGCGGCAUAGGGCUUCUGUCGCGUGUGCGAGUUGCAGAGAUCGCAGGAUUCGGUGUGUAGUGCCACCGGGCGACAGCGAGUGCAUUCAGUGCAAGAGGUCCGGAGUCGAGUGCAUAAUCAAGAACGACGAUGAGAGGCGGCGGCCGAUCUCUCGGGCCUACAUGUGCUCUCUCACAGAGCGUGUGGCGCUGCUCGAGACAAUGCUGAAGGAACACGGAGCAGAGCCACCGCCGGCUAACCACCCUCCCAAAACUCGUCACGGGCUACCCCAAGAUGGUGACCCAUCCCCACAGCGAGGAGCCAACAAGCCAUCCAGCAAUGCCCCGGACAACUCGAGUCCAGGCAGCCAGCAGGACGACUUCAUAGAUGUAGACCAACUAGACAACCAAGACAGCGGCAGCCACCGCGGCGACGAGGUCGACGCUCCAUCUCCUUCUUCAGUCCUUGCCCCUGGGCCUCCCAGGAAAGACGGUAUGGUCAACCGCCUCCUUUCCACCCGUGGCCAUCUCAGCUUCGACCAGCUGAGCGGCCGCCUGCGAUACUUCGGCCCAACUACAAACUGCCACGUCCACUCCGAACUAGGCAACUCACAUGGCUCAAACUCCGAGUCCUCAGAACAAUCCCGGCGAGCAGAGAAAAUCGUACGCUCGCUUUCGCUAGACACCUACGACUACCUCAUGGACAUCUUCUGGCACCAUUAUAACUCCGUUAUCCACGUGCUGCACCAGGAGGCCUUCAACGAGGACCGCGAGACCGGCCGAGCGCAGUUUUACUCGGGCUUCCUCCAUGUGUGCGUGCUGGCGAUGGGGUAUAGGUUUGCGGAUAAAACGAGGCCUGAUAUUCAGAGGCUGUCGUUGCCGCAGAAGGAAAGCACACUGCAUCGCGAGGCGAAGUAUAUGCUUGAUCAUGAGUUGGAGAGACCGGGGGGCAUUCCGUCGGUUGUUGCGUUGCUCUUGCUUGGAGAUUUGGAGUGUCAAGUUGGGAGAGAUAAUUUAGGCUGGCUGUAUGCUGGUUUAGCGGUGAGACUGGCGUUUGAUAUUGGCCUUCAUCUUGAUACACGUCUCUCUGGACUCUCGGUGCGAGAAGUGGAGAUCAGACAAAUGACACUCUGGGCUUGCGUUAUCUAUGACAAGUAUUGGGCACUUUUCCUAGGCCGACCAACCAGUAUGAAAAGUACAGACCUCGAGAUCUACUCGCUGUCGAAACAAUUCGAGCGCCUCGGAACAUGCCGACCGGCCGGCGUCGAGAAAAGCCUGGAAACUCAAAUCUACGAAGCUCUGCUGGAUCUGAUGGAGCUGGCGGGUAAGAUCACAGAAAACAUGGACCCCAGAUCCCAAGGACCAGACGCAGUCAUUGAUCGCAACCAAUAUCUUCGAAUGGCAGCAUUAGAUAGGGAAUUCAGCAACUGGUAUGCCCGUCUUCCAGACACACUACGGUGGACACCGGCAAACAUCAAUGCGGCACCCUUCUCCUUUUUCCUUCUCCACCAGCAAUAUCACUCUGCUCUCAUUCUUCUCCAUCGUCCAUUCGCCAUGUACGAGGAUUCUCAGCAAGCCGACGAUGAAGCGAGUGGACCUGAUAGCCACUUCUCUGCUCUAUCUCGAACUGUAUGCACCAAACACGCCAUUCGGGUAGCCCGGAUAUUCUGGCAACAUCGCCAACGAUUCGACACCAAGCAGAUUUUCGUAACAGGAAUGCAACAUGCCGGCACCGCCGCCACCGCCCUCGUUGCCGCCCUCGCCUUCAUCAAAGACCCCGUCGACCGCGCCAACAACAUGCAAUACCUCGAAUGCCUCUCGGCCGCCCUCCAAGACAUGGCCUGCACCUUCCAGCCCGCCGAGCGCAUGUCCGUCGUCCUGCAAGCCGUCAUGCUCGAGCUGCGCGGCGAAAGCACCGCCACGGGCCAAAGCCCAAUGAACCUGUACAAACCCGCGGGCGCCCUCGUGCCCGCGCGCCGCGGCUCCAGCAACGACGAUAUGGCCGACCCGCCCGUCUUCAAGCGCCGGCAGACAUCCCGCCCGCGCGCCAACACGGCGAGCUCGAGCAAGAAGCUAUUCCGCUCGCAGAGCAUCAGCACAAUGGCCGAGUUCAAGAUCAAGCCGCCGCCGCCGCCGAGCUUGAGGGGUGGCGGCGCUGAUGCGGAUGCGGGCGUGGGCGAUGGCUAUAUCAUGGUCACGCCGCGCUCCGAGAUGUCCAGCGCCUGGCCCGCGCUCCACGACAGCAACAACGGGGGGCCGCCCAUCGACCCAGCCAUCACGACGCCCUCGGCCGCAUCCCUGUCGUCGUCAGCAGCGCCUCGCGGCGGCGGCGGCGGGCAGCAGAACACGUGGAUGGGCGCGGAGCUGGACUCGGACUCGAUUGUGCAGAUUGCCGGGGCGCAUUUCCCGGAGAUGGGGCUGAUGGGGGCCUGUGAGAGCGCGGGGGAUGCGAGUAUGAGCCAUCUCGACUUUAUGGCGCUGGGCAGUGAGGAUUGGACGGAGUGGCAGGCGGGUGUGGGCGGGGUGGGCACGGAUUUGGAUGGGUUUCCGCCGCAGGCGGGGUUUGGGGGGUUUGAGCAGGGGGUCGUGGGCGGCGGUGGUGGGGGGAGGGGGUAUGGGGGGUUGAUUAAUGGGUGA
Molecule: messenger RNA, 2718 nt
Organism: Mytilinidion resinicola
Lineage: Eukaryota; Fungi; Ascomycota; Dothideomycetes; Mytilinidiales; Mytilinidiaceae
Exons: 7
Coding region: 1-2718 (905 amino acids)
Biological process (GO): regulation of DNA-templated transcription; DNA-templated transcription
Molecular function (GO): zinc ion binding; DNA-binding transcription factor activity, RNA polymerase II-specific; DNA binding
Source: RefSeq, a predicted model, not a curated record